AUGGAUAAACAGAUUCCCCAAGCAGUUUGCGGCCAAGAGGCUCUCAAUCUUCUCAAUUGCGCGACGGAGUCUCCUUUCGAUCAAGAGAAAUGCCUCCGAUUCUUGCAAUCACUCAGAGAAUGCGUUCUCUCCAAGAAAGUGAAGAAGUUCGUGAUACCGAGUGAUUGUGAAGACCAUGCCAGUGAGGGAGCAGCUUCAGCUACCAAGAAACCUUCAUAA
Messenger RNA from Microthlaspi erraticum, 219 nucleotides. Lineage: Eukaryota; Viridiplantae; Streptophyta; Magnoliopsida; Brassicales; Brassicaceae. The record is from the annotation of a GenBank genome assembly.